Adineta ricciae is the source of this 855-nucleotide messenger RNA. NCBI's taxonomy places the organism in Eukaryota, Metazoa, Rotifera, Eurotatoria, Adinetida, Adinetidae. The record is from the annotation of a GenBank genome assembly.
AUGUUACCACAGGAAGAAUCUCUUGAUAUUCUAACUGAAUUUCUUCUAGAACAUGGAUAUGCCAAAGUGAAUUCAGUGCCCAUUGACGCCAUUCGGAAAUUAGCUCGUCUCGUUCUCACAGAAAAUGUAUUCACUUAUGAGAAAAGGUUCUAUCGUCAAGUGAUCGACGGUGCUAUGGGCUCCGCAUUUACUUUGAUUUUAGCCAAUGUUUUCUUAUGGAAAUGGGAAAAACCAUCACUUCAACAGCUGUAUAUCAAUGAUAUCUUCUUUACUUCGAAUCAACCACUGAACAAAAUCAAUGAAAUGUUAGAUAACGCCAACGAUUUCCAUCCAAAUAUCAAAUUAGUUCGGCAAAUUGAAGCAGCCGAACCAUACACAGUACCAUUUAAUUCUGGUCAUCCUCGUCGUACCUUCAGAAAUGCCAUUGACACAGCACUUUUGCGUGCUGUACGCUAUUCAUCGACACUAUCAACUUUUCAAAAAGAACAACGUACAAUCAAACUAAUGCUUCUUUACAUGAACUAUGCACCACGGUUUAUGUAUAGCAGAUUCCACAAUUUCAUCGCCAUUUAUGUCAAAACUUCAAACAUCCAACCAUUCAUACAUGAUGAAAAUCAGUUCAGAGCGAUCCGACAGAAAACGCUCAACAUUCCAACUAUUCCAGAUUAUCGAAUGGCGUCCAGAAUCGAAAGAGAUAAAGCUACUCCUGAUGAUGAAUCACUGGAAACUGGGGUACCCAAAACGAACUCAACAAAAUCUUCGAAAUGGGACAAUCAACUCAUAAUUCAUUACACUCAUGAGCAACGGUUCCAAAACUGCAAACGCGAUCAACACCAAUCAUUCACACAAGACUAA